Messenger RNA from Galeopterus variegatus (Sunda flying lemur), 1926 nucleotides. Its product is annotated as formin-1-like. The transcript is spliced from 4 exons. NCBI's taxonomy places the organism in Eukaryota, Metazoa, Chordata, Mammalia, Dermoptera, Cynocephalidae. Bases 1 to 1926 code for a protein of 641 amino acids. The record is from RefSeq and is a predicted model, not a curated record.
AUGGAAGGCACUCACUGCACCCUCCAAUUGCAAAAGCCUGUUACCGAACUCUGCUACAUCAGCUUCUAUCUUCCAAGAGGGGAAGUCAGAGGAUUUUCAUACAAGGGCACCGUAACUCUAGACCGAUCCAAUAAAGGUUUUCAUAACUGCUACCAAGUCAGGGAGGGGCCAGACAUCAUCAGCCUCAGCCAGCAGCCAGACGAACAUCCAGGCGACAUAUUUUUCAAGCAGACUCCCACAAAAGACAUUCUAACUGAGCUGUACAAACUCACAGCAGAGAGGGAGAGACUGCUGGCCAAUCUGCUGAGCUCAGACCACAUCCUGGGGAUUGCGAUGGGGAAUCAGGAGGGCAAGCUGCUGGAGCUGUCGGUGAGCCUGGCCCCUGAGGAUGACUGUUUCCAGGGUGCUGGCAGCUGGUGGGGGGAGCUCCCUGUGGGCUCUCUCAAUAAGAGGAGCACCCACGGGAACAAAAAGCCCCGGAGGUCUGGAGGAAGGAGAGAGAGCUUUGCGGCACAGAAGAGGACAAGAAGGAAAGAGUGUGGGGGCCAGGAGUCAGCUCCUCAGAUGGGGAAGGACCAGAUCUAUUCCAGCAACUCCCUUCCUCUUUCUCGAACAAGGCCUAAUCUUCAGCUCCUAGAGGAAAGAGGAAACUUGCUCCCAAAUGGGGCACUUACCUCUGCCCUGAAGAGGAGAGAGAGCUGCCCUCCAGAUAUCCUCAGGAUCCUGGAUGCAGAUGUUGGCUUUGGGAGCUUUGGGACAGCCUUCAAGGACACUGGGCUUGAAAGAGAAGAGCUGCCCCCUGACUACAGCUCCACAGAGUCAGGAGAUGAUGGUGUCCGCGGGCUGCUGAGGAGGCCUUGCGGGCUGGGUUUGCCAGAAAGUCAGCAGGACCCUGAGAAGCAUCCAGAGGCAAAGAGGGACAGGAUGGAGAAGUCAGCUGGGCCUGUUUCCAAAGUGGUGGCCAAAGUCCAGGACUUGGCUGCUCAGGUGCAAAGAGUAGUUAAAACGCAUCCUGAGGGUGAGGAAAGGAUUGCCAUUUGCCCAGCAGCCCAAGCUGAGUUUAUACCCAAAGCAGACUUGCUCAGCCUCCCAGGACCUGAGGCUGGGGCUCAUGGCUCCAGGCAGGGCAAGGAGCAGCAAGGGGACAGGUCACUGCAGCUGGCGGCUAGAGAAAGCACCUCCAUUUCUGGUACACCACCCUGUGCUGAGGGGGCUGUGAACAAGGUCCUACUGAAGGUGAUAGAGAGUGAGAAGCUAGAUGAAGCUCCUGAGGGGAAAAGGCUGGGAUUCCCCAUCAGCACGCAAGCCACCCACACUCUCCCAGAAACCAGAUGCAAGAGGACAACCAGGCUGCCUCUGAGUGGCCGCAAAGCCUUGUUUCUGGAUCUGGUCCACAGUGCAGGUCCCGACUCCUCACAACCCAGAGGAGAUGAGAAGAGGCCGUUGCCCCCAGCACCAGCAGCUCUCAGCGUGGUGUUUAAUAAUUCAUCCCCUCAGUCCGGCACACAUAAAUGGAUGUCACCUGUUCCCUCUCCUCUGUCUCCAAGGCUCCCUAGCCCUCAGCAGCAUCACAGGAUCCUCCGACUCCCUCCGCUGCCUGGUGAGAGGGAAGCUGCUUUUAAUGACUCUCCUUGUAGAAAAAGCAGUGUCUUCUCUGGGUCUCCCUCUGCUGACACCUUGGAGCCACCAUCCUCUGCGAAGGUCACGGAGACCAAACGAACCAGCCCGGCCUCCCUCAGAGCAGGCCAACCUCGGUUGGUGCCUGGGGAAACUUUGGAAAAGAGCUUGGAGCCAGGGAAGACCACAGCUUGGCCCCAGCACCAGUCAUCUCCAGGUUACCAGCACUGGGAUCUUCAGUGGCACUUUCAAGAGCCAGUCAUAAGAAUCAUAGAAAUUCCUUGCCAGGGAGAUCUCCUAUGCUUCUAA